CCUUGUAGCGCAGCACCGCCCUCUUCUUCCUGGAGCCUCUAUUUAUUGGAUGAGUCUGGUUCCACGGCCGAAGAACUUCCGUCGCUUGGAGAUGACAUAAAAGGAAGUUCCGCUCGGUGACCCGAGACGUCUAUCUUCCCGCCCACGCCGUUCAAUGCAUCCAAUCAGAAAAGGAAGCUGAGAGAGGCCAGCCUUUCAGGGCGUCUUUCCAGCCAUGUCCAAUUAUAAUUCAGCUCCAGGCGCAGGUUCUGGAGCGACAGAGGCGCGGACCAAUCGGAAGACCGCGGGGAUCGAAGGGCGGUUUCGGCGUCCGGCCGGUCUUUUGACUGAACUGCAGUAACGGCGGCGGUAGCGGCCGCUGCUUAAGGGGAGGGAAGAUGGCCGUGCUAGCGCCGCUGCUGGCACUGCUGUACUCGAUUCCGCGACUUUCGCGAUGGCUGGCCCGGCCCUACUGCCUCCUUUCGGCGCUUCUGUCGGCCGCCUUCUUGCUCGUGAGGAAGCUGCCACCGCUGUGCCUUGGUCUCCCCACGCAGCGCGAGGACGGCAAUUCCUGCGACUUUGACUGGAGGGAGGUAGAGAUCUUAAUGUUCCUCAGUGCCAUUGUAAUGAUGAAGAACCGGAGAUCAAUCACUGUGGAGCAGCAUGUAGGUAACAUCUUCAUGUUCAGUAAAGUGGCCAACACGAUCCUCUUUUUCCGCCUGGACAUCCGCAUGGGUCUCCUCUACAUUACACUCUGCAUAGUGUUCCUGAUGACUUGCAAACCCCCUCUCUACAUGGGCCCGGAAUACAUCAAGUACUUUAAUGACAAGACAAUUGAUGAAGAACUGGAACGGGACAAGCGGAUCACAUGGAUUGUCGAGUUUUUUGCCAAUUGGUCUAAUGAGUGCCAGUCAUUUGCUCCCAUCUAUGCUGACCUCUCCCUCAAGUACAAUUGUACAGGGCUGAAUUUUGGGAAAGUGGAUGUUGGACGCUACCCUGAUGUCAGUACACGAUAUAAAGUGAGCACGUCCCCUCUCACCAAGCAGCUUCCCACCCUGAUCCUAUUUCAGGGGGGCAAAGAGGUCAUGAGAAGACCCCAGAUUGACAAGAAAGGUCGAGCUGUCUCUUGGACAUUUUCUGAGGAGAAUGUGAUCCGGGAGUUCAGCCUGAAUGAGCUGUACCAACGAGCCAAGAAGCAGAACAAGUCCCGGGAUGUGAUCCCCGAGGAGCAACCUGAGUCUGCAGCCCCUCACACACAGCCUGAUGAGGAAACCAAGAAGGACAAAUAGGAACUCUGCUCUGCCCUGCCAGAUAUCCCUAUUCCUCUAGCUUUUUCUUGGUUGCCUUUUCAGGCCUGCCCUCACUACGACUGAGGGACUUCAUAGGCUGCUGCCUUUUAGUGUUUAUAUUUAUUCCUAAUUUGGAAUAGACCUGGAUCCAGGCCCAAGGCUGUUAGGGGAGGAAUUAACAAUGGCAUACAAAAGUAUGUACUUUGUGGCCAAACACUUCCCUCCACUUUGGUCAGCCAUUUCACCAAAGGGGGGGGGGGCGGGGAGAGGAAUCAAUUCCUUAUCUCAGAGAGAGGAAGUUCCUUUCUGAAUGUGAACAUUUUUCUACUGAUGGGGGGCCAGGAAGAACAGAGGAUGGGUUAAUCCAGAAGUCACAUGUCUUCACCAUUCUGUGGUUUCAGUGCUUCUUCCAGAGGCAAAUAGUGAGCCCUUCAGUUCAAACAGGAUUCAAGUCAGAAGCACCACUAACAGACCUUCAGCAGCAUUGACCUCACUUCCCUUAGGGCUUUCUGGCCUUCCUUAUUGCUCUUUAGCAUUUGGUAAAGAGUUUUGGUUUAACUUUGAUUUAGGUACUAGUAAGAAUUAAAAUCCAUUGACAACAGGUCUUCCUCCUACCCCAGAGAGGGGAAAGAUGGGGUGCAAGUAGCUUUUAGAAAUGUUCAUUAAUUUCAACACUCCUUUGAGCCAAGGAGAACCAAGAGCAUGUAGUCUCUGUAUAUUGGGGACUGAAGGAGAAGGGCUCAGGGUUCCUUUGACACUUUUUAAUGAUAUCUUUAGUUUUUAUAUCCCCUUCAUUUCUUUUUUUCCCCCUAAAUCAAUAUGUACUUCCUUACUCCGUCCCCAAUAAUGAACCAAAUAAAAAGGACAAGCCUAAAAAUAAAGACUUAAGAAUAUAGUGGCUCAGUCAAAGCUAAUCAAA
Gracilinanus agilis (Agile Gracile Mouse Opossum) is the source of this 2187-nucleotide messenger RNA. RefSeq names its product thioredoxin related transmembrane protein 2 (gene TMX2). Gene Ontology annotation, biological process: brain development. The transcript is spliced from 8 exons. Gene Ontology annotation, cellular component: membrane-bounded organelle. Gene Ontology annotation, molecular function: disulfide oxidoreductase activity. Lineage: Eukaryota; Metazoa; Chordata; Mammalia; Didelphimorphia; Didelphidae. Bases 378 to 1268 code for a protein of 296 amino acids. The record is from RefSeq and is a predicted model, not a curated record.